Molecule: messenger RNA, 1110 nt
Organism: Caenorhabditis briggsae
Lineage: Eukaryota; Metazoa; Nematoda; Chromadorea; Rhabditida; Rhabditidae
Exons: 6
Coding region: 1-1110 (369 amino acids)
Source: RefSeq, a predicted model, not a curated record
AUGGCCGAUGUGUCUACCGAGUGCUGCCUGUAUUAUCCCAACCAGUGCUCGAGAAUCUUCGACGACAUAAUGAGCACUUUUGAAGAGACUCUGGUCCCACUAGAGGUUGUUCCAGAUUUUGAAGGCCUGUUUGAGCAGAAGUUGAGACGUAUCAAGAUGGCUGAACUGUUAAAGGAACCAACCGUUAGAGGAAUCUUGGACAAUUUGAAGAGUGCCAGAGAAGCCACUGAGAAGAAGAUUUGCAUAGAGAUGGCAGCGGAUGUUAACGAAGGCUGGAACUCUACUGAUGAUGCUUCAACAUCAUCGGAAUCAGAUUCGGAGGUGGUUAAAUUGAUGAAAGAGAUGCAUAUUGACAAAAGAGCCGCCAGAGCACUCUCGCCGUUGGAUACGUACAUUCCGAACUUCAAUUUGGAGAGAACCAUGUUUGAGUGGGGAACCGGUGGGCCAUCUUCCAAACAGUAUGAGUUGAUGUCUUAUAUUGUCAAGCUGAAGAGAAAAGCUGCUAGAACUUGGUUUCUGGAAAGAGCAUCUUGUUAUAAGGCGUUCCGCGGGAAUCAAAUGAGCUGGACACACAGCGAUGAAGAUGUUAUGAAUGGAUUUGAGUUGAACAAGCGUGAGGAGGACUUUCUCAUUGCAUCCUUUCUUCCGAAUGAGGGCUCAGUUAUUGCUAGCGACAAACAUUGUCACGUGGACGGUCCGUCUCUCGGAAAAGCAUUUCUCGGAUUAGAUUUUCUCACCAAGCGAAAUGAGGCAUUCAAAGCGUUUGUUGCGAAGACAAUGGCAAUCGAUCCGCUUAUUCGUGAGCGCCUCGCUUCAAACUAUCUCUACAAACGUAUGAUCGAAGUUAGUUCGUUAUUCCACACAACCAAGGAGCUGAAAUACAACUACAUUCGCAUUGCAUGGGAGAGAAAAUUCAGCCACAUGGACGACUACGUCAUCUGCCUGAUCCUAUUCAUCAGAGAUAAGACCACCAAUAUUACAUGGGAAGAAGUGGAAGAAAUUAUCUAUCCGAAGGCUAAGGAGAUUAUACGCGCUGGCUUCAAGUUGUCCUUCGACUCGGAAUUGAAGAAUUUGGAUCAAAUUCGCGCUGAUGUUCCGAAGAGUUGUUGA